AUGUUGGCCGCCCAAUUUGGGAUCGAUUUGUCUGUUCUGGAGCGGCUUGGGCUGUUUGCUCCACUGGGCACGCCUGUACACGUGGCAACUGCUGAUUGCACCACGUUGCUGAUCUGCCUUCGUGCUUAUUUCUGCUUUGAGGCAUUUCCAAAUGUGCGGCAGCAGCAGCAACAGAGUCAGCAGGGGCAGCAUGAUACACAAGCACAUCCAGCCAAUCAGCAGGGGAGGCAGGUCUCGGGUGUACAGGCAACAGCAGCACAUGCCACAGUCCCCCUCCUCUGCGCCCCCCCCUCUCGAAAGCUCCAUCUCAGUGCCAAGGGUUCGAAAUCCUUUCACUUCCCGCCUGCUGCUGCUGCUGUUGCUGCUGCUGGUGGUUCUGCAGUUGACGCUGCUAUUGCAGCAACAGAGGCAGCAGCAGCUUCGGCACCCGAACCAGUCAUCGAACCUGGAAGUUCGGCAGCAGCAGGGGCAACCAGCACUCCACCCCCAGUCAUCUCCUGGUCACACGAACAAUACCCCUUUAUAGGCUUCUUCGGUUGGGUGUCCUUUUUCAAACGCCUACUCAUCCUACACUGCCCCACCGCCCUCCCGUGCGCGGCGUUUUUCGCUGCUCUGUAUCCUGUCAGCGCGAUAGGGUUUGGGUUCCUGCUGCUGGCGGUGCUGGGGUGUGUGAGGCUGAGGGCUGUGAGGGGCACGGCACCGAGAUGGAUGUUCUUAUAUGGAGGGGCGGCGCUGGUAGCGGAGUUUGGGUUCCAGGUGGUGGUGGCACAGUGGGGGCUGGCGGGGUGGGUGGAGCAGCACAGCACGAUGCUUCAGUUUUGUAGAGCGCUCAGGGCCAAGGGCGCUGGUGGCGGAGUUUGGGUUCCAGGUGGUGUGGUGGUGGCGCAGUGGGGGCUGGCUGGCAGCAUGGGUGGAGCAGCACAGCACAAUUCUGCAGACACUGCUAUUAGCACUGUGGCAGGGGGGCGAAUGUGGGCUUUAACGUCCGGGUGUACUGCCAAAGCGGUGCUCCUAGCAGCUUGCCUGCUCCACCAUGCCUCCUGCCACUGGCUCGCCGACCUUCCGCCGGAGCUUCGGGCCGACCCUAAAGGCGAGCUGUGCGUGCUGUUUGCGCCUCCCGAAGCUGUGGCUGUGGCUCGGCAUGCUGCUUCGGUGCAUGCAGAGGAGAUGACGGAGGAGGGGGAGGAGGAGGAGGAGGAGGAGGAGGAGGAGGAGGAGGAGGAGGAGGAGGAGGAGGAGGAGGAGGAGGAGGGGGGAGGAGGAGGAGGAGGAGGAAGAGGAGGAAAGGGAGGAGGAGUCAGCGCAGAAAAGGACGCACAGAAGGAUUUCACCCCUCCCCAGAGCCAGAUUGGGAGAGGCGAGGGAGGAGGCGGGGGAGGUGGGGGAGGUGGAGGAGGUGGAGUAGGGUCAUGGAGGCGAGGCGAGAAGGCAGUAAGUGGUGCUUCGCUGGAACGGCAUGAGGAGGAGAUUCAGGUCCAGGCAUGUAGCGUGGAAGAGGGGGAAGAGGAGGGUGAGCGGGAGGAGGAGGGUGAGGGGGAGGAGGAGGGGGAGGGGAAAAGUGGGAAGGGGAAGACAGAGGAAGGGAAAACUGGCAGGGGCACAGGGGGGAUUGAUAAGAGUGGGUCUGCGUAUGACGAUGAUGGGUUCUUUGAUGGAUAUGAUGAUGAGUUUGAUGAGGAGGAUGAAUAUGAUGAGGAGGAUGAGGAGGAGGAGGACCAAUCAGAGGAGGCGCGGCGGUACCGGCAGCAGCUGCGGUCGAUGUGGGCUUCGGUGCAGAACACUGUGGCACACUUCUUUUCACUCUACGGAUUUCAUGUGGUCGUGCUCUUCCUACUGGUCGCCAGUUUCGCAGUCAAGAACAUUGUAUCGCUGCUCUACACAUCCCCCUCUGCAUCGCCCUCCCUCCACACCUCACCCCUCCACGCCUAUGAUAACCCUAUUGCUACUCCGUUUCCUCCCCAUCCCAUCUCCCAUCCCCCUCAGGUGGUCGUUUUGUUUCUCCUGGUUGCCAGCUUUGUAGUCAAGAACAUCGUAUCGCUGCUCUACACAUCCAUCGUCGGCCUCUGCAUUGCCCUUCCUCCACGCCUCGUCCGCCUGCUCUGGCCGCUCCUUACAGUCACCUUCUCUGCAAUCACCCUCUGGCACAGAGAGGUGUUCAACAGCGGAGGGGUGUUCAACAGCGGAGGGGUGUUCAAUGUUGUCAGGCAGCACCACCCGCCCAGGACGCACAGCCGCAACUGCCAGGACUGCUGGCUCAGCACGGACUCACAGGACCCCACCUGCUGGGACUGCUGGCUCGGUGGCAUUGUGGAUGACCGUCGGAUCCUCUGUGCAUAUUUCAUCGUCUUCCUCCUCUCAUGUCUCCUCCUCUCCCCUACUUCCUCCUCCUUCGCCUCCACCUCCUCCGACUCCUCUUCUUCCUCCACCACCCAUUCAAACCCAUCGUUCCCACUCGAUACCGCACCGCACCUCACCCGAUGGACCUCCCUCCCUCCACCUCCCCUCCCUCCACUCUCAACCCCGCGCUCCCCCCACAAUCCCCACCCCUCCUUCCCCCCUCCUCCUUCCCUCCACCCACCCCCGUCCUCCUCCUCCCCCUGGCACGACCUCUCAGAAGGGCCCUCACCCAGCUGGACCUUUCUGGACCACUGGCGAUUCCUCUACUACAAAUACCUCCUCUGGAUAUGCCCGUAUUUCCCGUACCUGCCGGCGCUGUCGUGCAACCCGUUUAGUAUUGUCGGGUUGUAUAAGUAUGACUAUGGGCUGAGGAUGGACACGCGGAGUGCGGUGGUGGAUCUGACCAUGUUUGUUCUCAUCACCCUCUUGGCUCACAGCCUUCGAUCGGAGCUGUUUCAGCAAGUGCUGCUCUUCACCACCAAGCAGGAGGUGAGGCACCGGAUAGGGCCUCCGAUCCGUCCUCUUUCAGCAAGUGCUGCUCUUCACCACCAAGCAGGAGGUGAGGCACCAGGCAUGGGGAUAGGCAGCCGGGUAGGGUCCGAGCUGUUCCAGCAAGUGCUGCUCUUCACAACCAAGCAGGAGGUGAGGCACCAGGCAUGGGGACAUGCAGCCGGGUCCGAGCUGUUCCAGCAAGUGCUGCUCUUCACCACCACGCAGGAGGUGAGGCACCAGGCAUGGGUGGGCCGUAGGCUGGUAGGAGAGGGACAGGCAGAGGGACAGGCAGAGGAACAGGCAGAGGGACAGGCAGAGGGACAGGCAGAGGGACAGGCAGAGGGACAGGCAGAGGGACAGGCAGAGGGACAGGCAGAGGGACAGGCAGAGGGACAGGCAGAGGGACAGGCAGAGGGACAGGCAGAGGGCGGCAGAGGGACAGGCAGAGGGCGGCAGAGGGACAGGCAGAGGGCGGCAGAGGGCGGCAGAGAUGGAGCGGAACAGGCAGCGCGCAGCAGAGUUGGUGGCGGCAUGGCAGAGGGAGCUGUUAGAACUUAG
Messenger RNA from Closterium sp. Naga37s-1, 3447 nucleotides. NCBI's taxonomy places the organism in Eukaryota, Viridiplantae, Streptophyta, Zygnematophyceae, Desmidiales, Closteriaceae. The record is from the annotation of a GenBank genome assembly.